GUUGUUUUUGGCUAUAAAAACCCCAAAACAAUCAUCUCAGAGGACACACAACUUAGCCAAUAAUUAUACAAAGAGUACGAGAGUUCGAGUGAGUCCGUAAUUGGGCAAUUGGUGAAGAGAAGAUAGCCAUUGGAGGGCAGCUUAGUCUCGAAUCCAAGGUAGAACAAGAACGAAGGUGAAUCGCGGGGUCGAAGCCGGGUUUAUUCGGGUGUUCUUCAGAGUGUAUGUACGCGUACGAUAAAGAAGCUAGACUUCAGCGCAUUAAAGCAUACGUAGGCUUCCUAAACGAGGCUGAACCAGAGAAGCUGCUUCACAUUUUCAGUGCUGAACCGGAACUUGAAAUAGAAGAUCCAUUACCGAUUGAAUACAAGAACAUGGCAGAACGAACACUGAAGGAAUUGGGAGCACCGAGAACAGGAGAAGACCCUCUGUGCAUUGUCUUUCCAGAGCUAGAGAAUCCUCUAAAGCUGAAUUCAGGUUUCCUUAAUCUUCUCCCUAAAUUCUAUGGGAACGCAGGUGAGAAUCCUUAUAGACACUUAAAAGAAUUUAAGGUUGUAUGUUCUUCCAUGAAUCCAGAAGGCGUAGAACAAGAACAUAUUAGAUUGCAUGCUUUUCCUUUUUCUUUCAAGAUCCUGCCAAAGAGUGGCUAUAUGAGCAACUUUCACCUAGUUUUAUUAAUUCUUGGGCAGAAAUGGAAAAAGUUUUUCUUGAAAGAUUCUUUCCUGCGAGUCGUAUUGGUUCUAUUAAUAAGGAAAUUUGUGGAAUUAGACAAAAUAAUAACGAAUCUUUAUAUGAGUAUUGGCAACGUUUUAACAUACUUUGUUCAUCUUGUCCCCAACACCAAAUAAGUGAGCAAUUGUUAAUUCAAUAUUUUUAUGAGGGGUUGUUACCUAAUGAGAGAGGUAUGAUAGAUGCAUCAAGUGGGGGGGCAUUAGUAGAUAAAACUCCAACGGAAGCUAGAAAGUUAAUUUCUAAUAUGGCUCAAAAUACUCAACAAUUUGGCAGUAGAAAUGAUGUUAAAAGAGUUAAUGAUGUGGACUUAAGUGGAAUUAAAAAUCAAUUACAAGAAAAUGCUCAACAAAUUGCUGCUUUAACCACCUUAGUGUCUAAAAUUGUUCCUGGUAAUGAGUCUACAGCUAGAGUAUGUGGUGUUUGUUCUGAUUUUUCUCAUGCUACUGAUGAAUGUCCUACUUUACAAAGUGAAGAUGUUAAUGCCUUAGGAGGUUUUCCUGGUCAAUCUCAAAGGAAAUAUGACCCUUUUUCUAAUACUUAUAAUGAAGGUUGGAAAGAUCACCCUAACCUUAGGUAUGGACCUAGACCACCAUUUUCUCAUUCUAAUCAAACUAGGCCAUUUGUUCAACAAAAUUCACAACAACAAUCUGGUUCAUCAUUAGAGGAUUUAGUGAAACAAUUGACUACCCAAAUUGGACAAGUUCAUAGUCAAGGUGUUCAAUAUCAAAAGAAAACUGACACUCACCUACAUCACAUAGAUACUCAAAUAGGUCAAAUUAGCACUUCCCUUAGUAAUUUGGAAUCUCAGCUUUCGAAUAGGCUUCCUUCUCAAACACUUGCCAAUCCAAAUGAACAUGCUAAAGUUGUAACACUUAGAAGCGGUAAAGAGUUAAAGGAACCUAAAAUAAAGAAUAGAGAAAUAGAGAAAGAGGUAGAAGUCAGACCUAAGGAUGAUGUAGCUGGUGAGAGUAAGGAAAAACAUGAUACAGAAAGUGAGAAAGAACUGGAAAAGAAGGGUAAUUUUGAUGUGAAUUAUGAUGUUUCUCGUUUUAAAGAUAUUCCCCCUUUUCCUUAUCGAUUUGCUAAAGCUAAGAAGGAGGCCCUUGACAAUGAAAUACUUGAAACAUUUAGGAAGGUUGUAGUGAAUAUCCCUCUUCUUGAUGCUAUUAAACAGAUACCUAAGUAUGCUAAGUUUCUAAAAGAACUUUGUACUAACAAAAGGAACUUCAAGCCUCGUGAAAAGGUAAGAAUGGGUGAGAACAUAUCUGCUGUAAUUCAAAAGAAACUUCCUCCAAAAUGCAAAGAUCCUGGCAUGUUUUCUAUCCCAUGUAAAAUUGGUAACACUAAAUUUGAAAGAUGCAUGUUAGACUUAGGUGCUUCAAUUAAUGUCAUGCCUAAAUCUGUAUAUGAUACUUUGAAUGUGGGUCCUUUGUCUAAAACUAAUGUUGUUAUCCAAUUAGCUGAUAGAUCUAAUGCAUUUCAUAUGGGAGUUUUGGAAGAUGUACUUGUUCAAGUGAAUGAACUAGUUUUUCCUGCUGAUUUUUAUGUGCUUGAUAUGGGUGAUAGAUUUGAUAGUGUUCCUUUAUUGUUGGGUCAUCCUUUUCUAAAGACUUCCAAAACUAAAAUUGAUGUUCAUGAAGGUAAUUUGACAAUGGAAUUUGAUGGCGAAAUGAUUAAAUUCAACAUAUUUGAUGCUAUGAAAUACCCUAAUGAUAUCAGUAAUGUUAGUUCUAUAGAUUCAUUUGAUGCAUGUGACUGGAUGGCUCAGGAUGUUUUUGAUGAGUGGUGUAAAAAUCUGUUUGAAAAUGGUGUGUUUGGUGAUUUUAAGGAAACAAAAAUGGUUGAUUCUUUUGUAGUUUCAUCUGAUGUGAUUGAACCUGAUGCUUGUGAUGGAUGUGAAAAAUCUUUACCUUCUAUUGUGCCUAAAUUGAUCCCUUCUACUGUUAAGCCACCUGAAUUAGAAUUGAAGCCCCUUCCUUCUAAUUUGAAGUAUGCUUAUUUGGGUGAUAAUGAGACUCUACCUGUGAUCAUUUCAAGUUCUUUAAAUGAAUCUCAAGAGACUAAGUUAUUGAAUUUGCUUAAAAAUCACAAGGAAGCCUUAGGAUGGACUUUAGCUGACAUAAAAGGCAUUAGUCCCGCCAUGUGCAUGCAUAAAAUUUUUCUUGAAAAAGAUGCUAAACCAACUAGAGAGGCUCAACGUAGAUCAAAUCCUUCAAUUAUGGAAGUAGUUAAAAAGGAAAUUCUAAAAUGGUUAGAUGCAGGAGUGAUAUAUCCUAUUUCCGAUUCUCAAUGGGUAAGUCCUAUACAUGUGGUACCUAAAAAGAGUGGAAUAACAGUUGUCGAAAAUAAUAAAGGAGAAUUUGUCCCCACUAGAGUUUCUAAUGGAUGGAGAGUUUGUAUUGACUACAGGAAGCUUAAUCAAGCUACUAGAAAAGACCAUUUUCCUCUGCCAUUUAUUGAUCAGAUGUUAGAAAAACUUGCUGGACAAUCUUUCUUCUGUUUUCUGGAUGGUUAUUCAGGUUACACACAAGUACCCAUUGCCCCUGAAGAUCAAGAUAAAACCACUUUUACCUGUCCUUUUGGUACAUUUGCUUUUAGAAGAAUGCCUUUUGGUUUAUGUAAUGCUCCAGGAACUUUUCAGAGAUGUAUGAUGAGCAUAUUUUCUGAUUUAAUAGAACAUGAUAUGGAAGUUUUUAUGGAUGACUUUACUGUUUUUGGUGAUUCAUUUGAUAGAUGUCUUCAUGCUUUAACUCGUGUUCUAAAGAGAUGUGUUGAAACUAAUCUUGUUUUGAAUUUUGAAAAGUGUCAUUUCAUGGUAGAACAAGGCGUGGUUCUUGGUCAUAUUGUAAGCGCUAAAGGUUUAGAGGUAGACAAAGCUAAAAUUGAGGUGAUAAGUUCUCUGCCUUAUCCUAAAUGUGUUCGCGAAGUUAGAUCAUUUUUAGGACAUGCUGGUUUUUAUAGGCGUUUUAUAAAGAAUUUUUCAAAAAUUGCUUCACCUUUAUGUGCUUUGCUUGCUAAAGAUGCUGUUUUUGACUUCAAUGAUGAAUGUAAGAAAGCUUUUGAUGAUUUAAAAGCCAAGCUGACAAGUGCUCCUGUUAUUAGACCCCCUGAUUGGUCGUUACCUUUUGAAAUAAUGUGCGAUGCUAGUGAUAAAACCAUAGGAGCUGUUUUAGGCCAAAAGAAGGGUAAAGAGUCUUAUGUGAUACAUUAUGCUUCUAAAUCACUUGACCCUGCCCAAUGCAAUUACACUGUGACUGAAAAAGAAAUGUAUGCUGUGAUAUUUGCUUUGGAAAAGUUUAGAACUUAUUUACUUGGUACUCAUGUGAUUGUUUAUUCUGAUCAUGCGGCUCUAAAAUACUUGAUAAAGAAGAGUCAUUCAACACCUAAGUUACUUAGGUGGAUGCUUCAAUUACAAGAGUUUGAUCUAGAAAUUAGGGAUAAAAAAGGUGUUGAAAAUCAAGUUGCUGACCAUUUGAGUAGGAUUGUCCCUAGAGAAGAUUGGCCUAUGAUAAGUGAUUUUUUCCCCGAUGAAAAAUUGCUUUCUUUAUAUCAUGUUGAAACUCCUUGGUAUGCCGAUAUGGUUAAUUACUUAGUAACUAGGACGUUUCCCCCUUUUCUAACUAAGGUCCAAAGAGAAAAGAUAAAGUCGGAAUCUAAAUACUACAUAUGGGAUGAUCCUUAUUUGUGGAAAUCUUGCUCUGACCAAGUAAUUAGACGGUGUGUAGAUAAACCUGAACAUGAUUCUAUACUAACAUUUUGCCAUAGUCUUGAAAGUGGAGGACACUUUGGUCCUCAAAGGACUGCUCAUAAAGUCUUAGAAUGUGGUUUGUAUUGGCCUACUAUUUACAAGGAUGCUUAUUUAUUUUGUAAGGCUUGUGAACGCUGCCAGAAAUCUGGAAAUCUGUCUAAAGAAAUGAAAUGCCCCAAUCUGGAAUUUUAAUUUGUGAAAUAUUUGAUGUGUGGGGCAUUGAUUUUAUGGGUCCCUUUCCUGUUUCUUUUGGUAAUGUUUAUAUCAUUCUUGCUGUUGAUUAUGUGUCUAAAUGGGUAGAGGGGAAAGCUGUAAUAACCGAUGAUGCU
Messenger RNA from Chenopodium quinoa (quinoa), 4809 nucleotides. RefSeq lists its product as uncharacterized. The record is from RefSeq and is a predicted model, not a curated record. Lineage: Eukaryota; Viridiplantae; Streptophyta; Magnoliopsida; Caryophyllales; Amaranthaceae. The transcript has 2 exons. Bases 692 to 4672 code for a protein of 1326 amino acids.